AAGAGAGCACCAGAAGCUUAGCCAGUUCCUAACAAAAAGGGUCCUUGGUUUUUGCCUCACAUCAUCCAGAUUAAGCCAUGGCUUCCCCAUCCUUGUUGUCCUUAUUCUUCAUAUUUUCGUUUCUACUGGGGAUGGCACAUGCACAUUAUCUAUCCCCCAACUUCUAUGCAAGAUCAUGCCCUAGGGCUCUCCCUACCAUUCGAACUGCAGUAAACAAAGCAGUGGCCAAAGAGAAACGCAUGGGGGCCUCAUUGCUCCGCCUCCAUUUCCAUGAUUGCUUCGUAUUGGGAUGUGAUGCUUCUAUAUUAUUGGAUGACACUGCAACCUUUACUGGAGAGAAGACAGCAGGACCAAAUAACAACUCUGUGAGAGGAUAUGAGGUGAUCGACACCAUUAAAUCUCAAGUGGAAAGUUUGUGCCCUGGAGUUGUCUCUUGUGCAGAUAUUGUAGCAGUGGCAGCUCGUGACUCGGUUGUCGCUUUGGGUGGCCCAACAUGGACUGUGCGAUUAGGCAGAAGAGAUUCAACCACGGCGAGUUUCAGUGCUGCUGGCACCGACCUCCCUGGCCCGAACUUAAAUCUCAGUCAGCUUAUAUCUGCCUUCUCCAAGAAGGGCUUGACUACUAAGGAAAUGGUGGUUCUCUCAGGAACUCAUACCAUAGGCAAAGCAAGAUGCACAAGUUUUCGAAAUCAUAUUUACAACGACACCGACAUCGAUCCAGCAUUUGCAGCAUCAAAACAGAAAAUCUGCCCAAGAUCGGGUGGAGAUGAUAAUCUAUCUCCUCUGGAUGGAACUACUACUGUUUUCGAUAAUGUUUAUUUUAGGGGUUUGAAGGAAAAGAAGGGUCUUUUGCACUCAGACCAGGAACUCUACAACGGUGGCUCCACAGAUUCCCUAGUUGAAACCUACAGCAUCGACACUGCCACUUUCUUUACGGAUGUGGCCAACGCCAUGGUUAGGAUGGGAAAUAUUAGUCCUUUAACCGGAACUAAUGGACAGAUUAGGACCAACUGCAGGAAAGUCAACGGAUCCUAGUCAGUUUAUGGCUUUUAUUUCUUUCUGGUUUAAGUGUCUUUCAUGUUAAUCUACUACAAUAAAUAAUCGGAAGUUGCCUAUCGCAAAGCAGUUUGGGAAAUUUCUGGAGUUUAUGGUAUUUGUAUUUGUUCGUCUACUUAAAAAAUUAUCUUAAAAAACUUUUAGUCA
This is a messenger RNA of Vitis riparia (riverbank grape), 1202 nucleotides long. Its product is annotated as cationic peroxidase 1-like. NCBI's taxonomy places the organism in Eukaryota, Viridiplantae, Streptophyta, Magnoliopsida, Vitales, Vitaceae. Bases 78 to 1034 code for a protein of 318 amino acids. The transcript has 4 exons. Gene Ontology annotation, molecular function: peroxidase activity; heme binding. Gene Ontology annotation, biological process: response to oxidative stress; hydrogen peroxide catabolic process. The record is from RefSeq and is a predicted model, not a curated record.